Messenger RNA from Xyrauchen texanus (razorback sucker), 416 nucleotides. RefSeq names its product ORM1-like protein 1. The transcript is spliced from 3 exons. The record is from RefSeq and is a predicted model, not a curated record. Gene Ontology annotation, cellular component: endoplasmic reticulum membrane. Gene Ontology annotation, biological process: ceramide metabolic process; negative regulation of ceramide biosynthetic process; intracellular sphingolipid homeostasis. Bases 87 to 416 code for a protein of 109 amino acids. NCBI's taxonomy places the organism in Eukaryota, Metazoa, Chordata, Actinopteri, Cypriniformes, Catostomidae.
CCUUUUUUGUGUGUGGUGAGUCAGCCAGCAUUGCGCGCAGCGGAGGCCGGCAGCGCUCCAGCCUGCUCAUCCCGAAAGCAAAUAAGAUGAACGUCGGCGUGGCACACAGUGAAGUGAACCCGAACACCCGUGUGAUGAACAGUCGGGGGAUAUGGCUGACAUAUGCACUCGGUGUGGGAAUGCUUCACAUUGUACUGUUGAGCAUUCCUUUCUUCAGUGUUCCUGUUGUGUGGACCCUCACAAAUGUUAUUCACAAUUUUGGUAUGUAUGUGUUUAUGCAUGCAGUGAAAGGCACACCAUUUGAAACUCCAGACCAGGGCAAAGCAAGACUUCUCACACACUGGGAACAGCUGGACUAUGGCGUGCAGUUCACAUCAUCUAGAAAAUUCUUUACAAUCUCACCAAUCAUUUUGUAA